Molecule: messenger RNA, 1029 nt
Organism: Paramacrobiotus metropolitanus
Lineage: Eukaryota; Metazoa; Tardigrada; Eutardigrada; Parachela; Macrobiotidae
Product: vasodilator-stimulated phosphoprotein-like
Exons: 6
Coding region: 1-1029 (342 amino acids)
Source: RefSeq, a predicted model, not a curated record
AUGAGCAAUAUGGAAAAGGUUUUGGCCACAACGCACGCGACGGUGAUGGCGUACGAUGAUGCAGUGCGCCGCUGGCUGCCGGCGGGAUCUGCAUGCCCCAAUGCCACCGCCAAAGUGCAGAUAUAUCAGCACAAACUGAACUACACCUUCCGUCUCUUCGGUCGCCGUCUGUGGGACCACGCAGUGGUACUGCUUGACGACGACAUGGGGGAUAAAUUGGAAUACACACAGACCACUCCCACCUUCCACCAAUGGCGCAGCUCGGCUAACCGGAAUGCUCUCCAGUUCGCUAAUAAAGACGACGCCGAGGCCUUCGCAAAGGCCAUAACCCGGGCCGUUGAAAUGCGCAAGGCCGCCAGCCAGAGUCGAGCGCAAAAAUCCAGUCCCUAUGGAAGCGAGGUCUCACCGAUCCCCCAGGCCGCAGGCGGCUCUAAGCCACAGCCGGGCACGCUGAAGAACAAAGUUUUGCUGGCCACGCCGUCUCCCUCCCCCGAGGCUGCACAUCGACGCAGUCAGGCAGACACCAUCUCGUCUGCUUCAUCAUCACCGCGCCUGGCAGCCACCGCGUCGACUCACGCGUCCCGAGCGACGGAGCACCAGUCAUCCCGUCGUCGUUAUUUGCUGGAAUCUCUCUCGCUGUAUUCGGCCACUCCCCGCUCCAGUAACCGCCAGCGCCGCGUCAUUCCAUCACCGGCGGUUCCGUAUUCCUCUUCCGAAUCCGAGGAUGACAAGGGCAGUGAUUCGACUUCCUCUGCCGAGGAUGGUGUGCCGAUUCGUCCGGCUGGCUCCAAGAUCAGAAAGCGAAGCGAGCGUUGUGCGGGAGUGCCGGUGGUGAAGAAAACCGUGAAGAUGAAAAGGGGGUCGCGUGAGGGUGUGGCACAGCGGUGGGAGCGCCGCUGGAAGCGCGAUGGUAAAAAGCUGUUCCUUUGCCCUUACUGCGGGGCACAGGGCCAGUCGGAGCUGGGAUGGACACGAGCGCAGCCGGAGUCGAGCGGGGAGUGUACCGGCGCGGUGCGCUGCCCCAUGUAG